UCAAACAGCGCAAACUGGCUCUAAGCAGAAUAGAAAGAGGAGUGGGAGGCCCCGUGCAAAACUGAGCAAGAGGACAAAUAUUUUAGAGGGUUUAGUUCGAGAAACGACUGGCAUCAGCGUCAUUAAACAGUACCUGGAAAACAUCAGUGAAGAGGCGCCUUCCGGGAUGCUGGCCCUCUUGGCAGAGUUGCAAAGGAAAGGUCUGUCUGUAAUAAUAUAGCAUAAAGGAGGGAUAUUUUGUAGUUUGUGAGUGGAGAAUAAUAUUAUUUAAUGGCAGAUUGGAAAUAUUGGACAUUUGUUUGAGCUCAAAAAUAGAUAUAUUUUUAAAACAUAUUCUGACUUGCCCAAGAGCAGAUCUGGUGUGACUUCUCACGUCUUGACAAAUCUGGUAUUAUGUGUUGCUCCACAUUGGGAGUGCCGUGAUGGAUUUGAUAAGUGCCUAAAUUUCUACAAGCGUUCAACUCCAGAGAGUAUAACUAAGUCACAGUAUGUGAAUAUCUGCCACAACUUUUUUUUCUGAAAUACCUUCAUAGCAGUGUCCACAAAUACGAAUCUUCAUACACUACCUGCCUGAGCUUGUCUCCAGCCCUCAGUGUAAACAAGGGCUGUAAUCCUCAGGAGUGAGAUUUACCUGAAGUUGCUGCAGCACAACUGAUAAAACUCCCGGGCACAGAAAAUCAUUACGACAAAUUAGUUUUGUUAAAGUCACAAAUUUGGUUGACAACCUAUAACUGUUGGUAUACGUGAAGAUUACGUAUUUGGAUAGGAAGCUGCAGGGGCAUGUCCUCCGCUCUGCAGAGAUCCAGAUAUGUCAGCUGGUGUGGAUCUGCAGAAUCUCCAACACCUGUGACUACGGUUCUGACAGCAGGAGAAGCAGUUUCUCACCAGAACCAUCAGCCGGCUGGUUCAAGAUCAGUCCCACUUCUCCUUCUGUCUGCUCUGCACCACAGUGACAAAGCCCCUAACAGUCAUGGUGAUAAGGGUGAAAACAAAGACAGUGAGGAAGGAAGACCCGGGAACAAAGACGACCGGUCUCUUCUGCAUCCAGAUGACAAAAGUUUCCUCCUUCCCAGGAGCAGUCCGGUCAUCUCCAGAAACCCCAGGCCCAUCUCCUGGCAUGGACGGGGGACCAACAUGUCUGCUUGCUCAAGCUUGGACUCCCCAGCUCCUGCUUCGGGUUUGCGUUCUCUGGAUCAGCCAGCGCCAGUCACCAGUAUGGAGGAUCUGGGGUCCCAACGGAGCUCCUGCCCCCACUCAUCUCCGCUCCAGGAGGAAAAGAAGCCGCGCAGCAUCUCUCUUUCAUCACAACUGAACCGCCUCCUGAGCGCUGGGCUCCACCUUCCCUUCAGUGGACAGCAGGGAUUGGCUGAGGAGCACAGAAGGCGGGGCUGUGAUACCCCUCACUCAUCAGGCCUCUCAACCCCAACACAACACAGUAAAGAGAGAAGGUGCAGUGGUAUCCCAGAAUUCUCUGCAGAUAUCUUUAAGACCAGUAGUGAGCUGGAAAAGGAAAAUGCACAUUUCAUCGUGGUGGACAUGGUGCUGGAGGUGCUGGAAGGCGUGAAGUGGACUCUGACUUCCACGAUGGAAACACACGGCAGCAUGUGCGCAUGCGGACACACGAGCUCGGCAGAGGACUCGCCGCCACAUGAACACGAUCAGAGAUACGAAACAUGCGAACACUCACACACCUGCAGUACAGGUGAUCAUGAACAACACAACAACAAACACAGCCAUUCAGAUGAUGAUGUGAAGACAUCACACACAGAGACACACUCCUCUUAUGUACACACACACCAGCACACACAGGAUGAAGAAGAAGAGGACGCAGGGAACGACCGAGCUGAACAUCAACCAAAGACUUUCUCUGUCCUCUCCACUGACAGUGGAUUUGAAGACUGCGGAGUUGACGCUACGCUGACACUGAAAGAUUCUCUCAGAAGUGCGGAGUGGCUGGCCCAGCAUCUGGUCCUCGAGUUCAGAAGGAGCUGGCUUCCCUCCCAUGGGCCUCGGCGUGGACGGCAAAGCCUCCGUAGCUCACUGCAGGAGUUGCCAGGUACUGGAAAGGUGGCGGUUAGCAGCAGCAGCUUUGCAGAGGAGAUCAGACUGAGGACCCGGAUGAGAGGAUCCUUGAGCUGGGCUCCACCACGCUUCCAGAUCAUCUUCACUAUUCAGCCAACCCACAGACGCAGUGAAGUAGUGGCUUUGCAAAAGUUCCUGUGUGCAGGCUGUGGGACAGAGGUGGAGCCCAAGUACAUCAAGAAACUGCGGUAUUGUGAAUACCUCGGCAGGUAUUUCUGUGACUGCUGCCACAGCGGCUCUGAGGCUGUGAUUCCGGGUCGACUUCUGUCCAGCUGGGACUUUGGCAGGUACCCCGUGAGUGAUUUCUCCAAACAGUUGCUGGAUUCAGUUUGUCACCAGCCUCUGUUUGACCUGACCUGCGUUGGUAAGACACUCUACAGCAAAGUGAAAGAGCUGGACAAGUUCAGGGAGCUCCAGGAACAGCUGCUGGGCAUAAAGAAGCUGCUGAAAGCUUGCAGGUUUUCUGGAAGAGUGAUGACUGAGUUUGAACAGCUUCCUGCUCACCUGACGGAGCAGCCACACCUCUUCUCCAUGGACGACCUCUUGAGGGUGAAGAAGGGUCAGCUCGUGACGCAGGCCAAAGCAUUGCUGAACUCCGCUAUCGACCAUGUGGAAAACUGCAAGUUGUGUCUGGCCCGAGGUUUCAUCUGCGAGUUCUGCCGAGAAAGAGACGUCAUCUUUCCAUUUCAGAGUGACAUAUGUAGGCGAUGUCCAGUGUGCAAGGCCUGCUUUCACAAACAAUGUUUCGUGGAAAAAAAGUGUCCGAAGUGCGCAAGGAUCCAAUCGCGGAAAAAACGUCUAGAUGGAUCCGUGAAUUGACAUCUGAUCAGCUGCAGCUCAGCACCGUGGCGGUCCAUUUAUCACCCUUUGUGUUUGAGCUACAUUCCCUUUAACACACUCUCACAUAAAAACACUGAUGUACAUAAAAUGUAAAUAAAUAAAUGACUUUUUUAUACGGA
Molecule: messenger RNA, 3041 nt
Organism: Micropterus salmoides (largemouth bass)
Lineage: Eukaryota; Metazoa; Chordata; Actinopteri; Centrarchiformes; Centrarchidae
Gene: rubcnl
Product: rubicon like autophagy enhancer
Exons: 17
Coding region: 781-2901 (706 amino acids)
Biological process (GO): autophagosome-endosome fusion; autophagosome maturation; autophagosome-lysosome fusion
Cellular component (GO): intracellular membrane-bounded organelle; autophagosome membrane
Molecular function (GO): phosphatidylinositol phosphate binding
Source: RefSeq, a predicted model, not a curated record